Messenger RNA from Verruconis gallopava, 2205 nucleotides. RefSeq lists its product as uncharacterized. The transcript is spliced from 4 exons. Gene Ontology annotation, cellular component: mitochondrial inner membrane. The record is from RefSeq and is a predicted model, not a curated record. Lineage: Eukaryota; Fungi; Ascomycota; Dothideomycetes; Venturiales; Sympoventuriaceae. Gene Ontology annotation, biological process: fatty acid beta-oxidation using acyl-CoA dehydrogenase; fatty-acyl-CoA biosynthetic process. The coding region runs from base 228 to 1517 and encodes 429 amino acids. Gene Ontology annotation, molecular function: glutaryl-CoA dehydrogenase activity; fatty-acyl-CoA binding; flavin adenine dinucleotide binding.
CCUAUUAUGGCAUAGUAUGACCUCGGAGAGUUGCAUCGGGAGCUCUGUCUCCGCUUCGCGGAGCCACUUCGUCAGUCGAUAAUGCCGAAGAGCCAGAGUAUACAGUGCAAUUGACAACUGAAAUUGUGCUCACUUCUUUUUGCCAUUGGCUUCUUUUUCGCCUUGGCGAGCUGAGUUUUAUCGUCGACACGUUCUUGGACGCCUCGUGGCUGAGGAAAAGCCUGAAAAUGUUUCCAUCAAUGUGCAGACAUGUCUUGAGGCCUCGCGCCUCGCAAUCAGUGCGCAAUGCCUUUCGCACGAGCAGGGCGAGAUCUCUUCACGCGCCAGCAGCAUUUAAUUGGAAGGAUCCUCUCGGUGCAAGCAAUAUGUACACGGAAGACGAGUUGGCCAUAGCGGAGACAGCAGAGGCAUAUUGCCAGGAUAGGCUACUUCCCAGAGUGUUAGAGGCAUACCGCCAGGAAGAUUACGACAAGAAGAUUCUUGAGGAGAUGGGUGAGCUAGGUCUAUUAGGCGCAACUAUCAAAGGCUACGACUGUGCGGGCGUGUCAUACGUUGCCAGUGGCUUAAUAACCCGCGCUGUUGAGCGUGUGGACUCCGGUUACCGAUCAGGCAUGUCAGUACAAUCAUCGCUCGUGAUGGGGGGAAUUGACGAGUGGGGCACGCAAGAGCAGAAGGAACGCUUUCUACCUGGCCUUGCGAAAGGGAAGAUAAUAGGUUGCUUUGGGCUGACCGAGCCUAAUCACGGGUCUGAUCCUGGAAGCAUGGAGACUAUUGCAAGGAGGCAUCCGAAUCAAAAGGGAAUGUAUCUGCUCAGCGGUAGCAAGACAUGGAUCACAAAUAGUCCUAUCGCAGAUGUUUUAAUGGUAUGGGCCAAAUUGGAAGAGACGGGGAAGAUUCGUGGAUUUUUGGUUGAACGAAGCAAGUGCCCCCCGGGUACACUGGAUACGCCAAAGAUUAAAGACAAGAACGGGCUACGUGCAAGCAUAACUGGGAUGAUCCAGAUGGAUAAUGCGCCUGUGGCCGAGGAGAAUAUGUUCCCCAGUGUAGAAGGCCUCCGCGGUCCGUUCAACUGUCUUAACUCUGCCCGCUAUGGGAUUGCUUGGGGCGUGAUUGGCGCGCUGGAGGACGCCAUAGCCCGAGCAAGAGAUUAUGCUCUGGAACGGAAGCAGUUCAAGGGCAACCCUCUUGCAAAGUACCAGCUCGUUCAGAAGAAAUUAGCCGAUGCCUCAACGGAUGCAGCCUACGGUAUCGCGGCGGCGCUCCAGGUCGGGAGAUUGAUAGACCAGGGCAAUGCAGCGCCAGAAAUGAUCAGCAUGAUCAAGAGGCAGAAUUGCGAUCGUGCUCUUGCCAAUGCCCGCACUUUGCAGGAGAUUUUUGGCGGAAACGCUGUCAGUGAUGAGUACCACAUUGGUCGGCACGUGGCGAAUCUGUUUGUAACGCAAACAUACGAAGGACAGAGUGAUAUUCAUGCAUUAAUUCUGGGUAGGGCCAUCACAGGCGUGCAAGCAUUUGUGUAACGUAAUAACAGAAUAUCUUGAUUCUGUGAGGAAAAAAAAAUCUUUCACCCAAGACUGGCGGCUUUCCAUCCUGUGUAAGAGUAGAGUCAAAACUACAUUCUGUAGGAGAAUGAUCAGUCCGGUCAGGCAAGCGCCGUCAAUCCACUAUUAACUUUGUUCGAUAUAGCUAUCCAAUUGCAAUGCCCUAUAUUACACGCAAACAAAACUCGCUCAAAGACCUGGACAAUACCAAAGCGUUUAAUCUACGAUGAAUCUUCCUUCGCUAAUACUCUUUGCAAGCUCGCCACACUCAUCCAUCGCCGCCCGCCACCUGAUCGAUCUUCUGCGUCGAGAACAAGAUUAUUGCCUACAGCAGAAAAUCAACAAAACCACCACUUCACCACUUCGGAAUGAGUUCAUUACUUGGCAACUUAUCCACGUCCAGCACUUUCUUAGUGCCUUCUACACCUACAAUGGGGAGCUUCUUGCACCCCUUGCUCUUCAAUGCCUGUGAUACCGUCUUGUUCGUAGGAGGUACACCCGGAAGGAUCCAUGGCAUCUCUACAGUGUGCUUGAAGGAAACGACGAACUCAUCGACGACCCUGUUUACCCCUACUGUUCGGGAUACGAGCUGCACUCGCAGCGAAGGUGGAUUUCCAGGUAUGAAGAAGUCGUGGUAGAAGUGAUAUAGAGCGCGCUUGCCAAUGCC